GGGCAAACUUUCUCUCCCAUGUUUGGCAUGCCCUCCCCGGGUGGUUUAGUAGCAACUAGUGGUCCGGUUCAUUCAGUCUCAGCCGUACCAUCUACAACAAUGGUCACUACAGUCCUACUGUCCAGCCAGGCUCAGGUUAGUAUGCAACAGCCUGUUCCAGUGGCUAUGCAGCCGCUGCAGCAAGCACCUGGGCCCAUGCAGCCUAUGCGGUGGAUGCCCAAGAUAGCUUUGAUGAGCCCAAAGCCCUUCUCUGGCGAUAAGAAAAAGGAGGAGAACUUGGACACCUGGGUGAGAACUGUGCCUACCUAUGUGAGGCAUAAGCUCACAAGGCCAGAGCAAGAAGUUGUAGUGGCUGCCUCCUUUUUAGAAGGAUCAGCAGCCCGCUGGUUAAAUGGCUUAGUGCAGCAACAGGGCUACGGUCAAAACUUUGAUGCACAAUCCCAGACAUUGGAAGAGUUCAUACGGUCCGUGUACAACAGGUGGCAUGACCCACAAGGGGCUCAGAAGGCCACUGACGCUAUCAACAGUCUUUGUUCCCGAAGGUUCAAGAAUGUUAGAGAGCUUAAGGACGCAGUAGAACAACUAAUCGUGGUACCUGGUGUGCGUUUUGACCAGCAGGUUCUCCUAACGGAUUACCUAAGGUGCCUACCUUCAGAGGUAAGGACCAAGCUUGUUGACGGAGCCUAUGUUGAACAACACACCUUCGCUUCUUUCGAUAAGAAAGCUCUGGACAUCGAGGCAAAGCUAGGAUCUGCGCAUCAGGCACCCAACGAUGGUAGGAAGAGACUGCCCCUAGAUUGGAAGAAAAAGGGUCAGUUAAUGUUCGUUGACCAUGAUGGUCAAACAACGGAGAUUGACGACUACUCAGACCUUGGGGAGUUCACAGAGCACGAUGGGGGUGGUGAGACUUCAGAUGGUGGAGUCGUGGCACCCAUCAAGGAAAAGGCUAGGGGGGCCGGGAAGAAGAAGGUAGGACGGUCCACAGGUCAGGGCGACCAAGGAACACCCGCAUGGGUGAAGAUUGGUUUAGAAUAUGAGGUGUGGCGUGACCGCGUUGCUAAAGGUACAUGCAUGAACUGUGGCAACUAUGGCCACACGUCCAGAACUGUAGCUUCUACGCUAGCCAACAAGCACCAAAUGGUGGUAAAGGACUAUGUCAAGGACGUAGCCUGUUCCUUCUCCUAUGGAGGAGGGGAAGUGAUCCACAAGAUCUUUUUCCUGGUAAGCGACGAACUGCCAUUCGAUAUGCUACUAGGCAUGUACUACCUCGAAGUCUCGCAACCUCAGUUUGACUGGGAUAGAAAGGUGUUGAUCCACAAAUUGCCCAACGGUAGAACAGUUAGAUUGCAAAAGUUCAAAGCUAGCAGUCUAAUAGAAAACUACGGGUGUAUGUUCGCCUCAUCCUUCUGUAACUACUAUAAGCAGAAUCAAGAGGAGGGCAUGUAUCUAGUCUUUGUCCCUGAAAAAGGGGAGGCCGUUAAAGCACCCCCAGAGAUAGAAAGAGUCGUCGUACAAUGUUCAGACCUUUUUGAGGAGCCCACAGGUGUGGUGGAAAGGGAGGUUGUACAUGCAAUAGAGAUUGUCCCAGGUAGUAAGGUGCCUAGAGGAUGAAUCUAUAGGAUGUCUCCCCUGGGGUUAG
Molecule: messenger RNA, 1639 nt
Organism: Chara braunii
Lineage: Eukaryota; Viridiplantae; Streptophyta; Charophyceae; Charales; Characeae
Source: the annotation of a GenBank genome assembly